Messenger RNA from Pochonia chlamydosporia 170, 1401 nucleotides. RefSeq lists its product as hypothetical. NCBI's taxonomy places the organism in Eukaryota, Fungi, Ascomycota, Sordariomycetes, Hypocreales, Clavicipitaceae. The record is from RefSeq and is a predicted model, not a curated record. The coding region runs from base 1 to 1401 and encodes 466 amino acids. The transcript is spliced from 4 exons.
AUGUUAUUAAAAUCACUUUGGCGUGCAGCCCUGGCUGUUGCUGCCUUUGCUCCCGCAAUUCGCGCAGACGAAGCAAACGCACCCGGCCAAUCCACAUUCGUUUCCGACAAUGGCGACGUCGCCUUCGCUUUCACCGUGCCCAACGACGACUCCCACCCCCGAAGCACCUUUUUCAGCAUUCGCGUCAACAAGAAAUACACAUGGGGAGGCGUAGGCCUCGGCAGCGACGACAUGAAAGGCGCCCUGUUCCUGAUCAUCUACAGAAAUGGAGAUGGCAACAAUGUCACCUUCUCUCCGCGUAUAGCUCACGGCAACUACGAGCCUUUUUUCUUUGACGAGAUGCAGUGGUCUGUCGUUCCGAACAACACGGGUAUUAUUGGCGAUUACAUGAUGUUCACGGCGCAGUGCUUGGACCAUUGUCGAACGUGGCCCGCUGUCGACACAACUGGCGGCUACAUUGACGUAUCGUCACCGAGUUCCAAGGCUAUCUAUGCCGUUGGCCCUGAAGGAACGCUCAAGGACGAUAGCCCCAGAGCUGGACUGAAAUUCCACCAAGAGUAUGGCGUGUUUAGUAUCGACAUGGGCAGGACGAGGGGUGCUGCCGAUGCGCCUGUCCUGAAUAAGGACUCCAAAACUGAGUUUACUCAGAAUCUGUCCAGGGAGACGAAGCAGUCGGAUUACAAGGCUAGACUCCACGCCACGUUUAUGAUUUUCUUCAUUAUUGGUAUGAUGAAUUUUGGCGUUGUGCUUUUGCGCGCUUGUGGGUGGGCAAAAUGGCAUGCGUUGAAUCAGAUUUUUGCUACCAUGGGCGUUCUGGCUGGUUUGGCGUUGGGUGUCUUGACCAGUUUUCACUAUCAGAGGUCCCGAAGCUUCAGGUCGUAUCACCAAAUCCUCGGUUACAUCAUUGUCGCUUUCAUCUUGGGGCAGUUGGGUUUGGGAGUCAAGCACCAUCUCGAAUAUCGGCGAACACAGGCUCCCACCCUGUUUGGCAGGAUACACCUGUGGAUGGGCAGGCUGAUUCUCCUGCUUGCUGUCGUAAAUGCCAUCAUCGGGUUUACCUUUGCUCUGAAUGGCAUGUCGGCCAUCAUAUUUGGGGUGCUGUUACUUCUUGGCGGCGCUGUCGCCCUCUUCUUCAUGUAUGGCCGACAACGCAUCUUCAAGAAGAAGCAGCAGUUCCAAUCUGUGGGUGCACAACAGCCACCCCCCUGGCGGCAAAGCAACGGUUACAACGCCGGAUACUCUUCAGAUCCUCCCCCAGGCUACGAACCGCCCUCACAACAAGUUGGCCUACAAGCCGCAGGGCCAUCAUCAAAUAACUCACCCUGGAGGAGCACUGAGAACAAGGAUUACGAAGACGAGCCACAAUUGGGAAGUGCCCAAAGACCACGAGAAUUUGCAUAA